AUGUGCACGGAACGUCUAAGAUCGUUUUUUAGCCAGUGGAGAUUGUGGAUACGGCCAUUCUUUAUUGCAACAUAUAUUUUAUUAGUAAUUGUAUUAGUGCCAACACUUAUUGUACAUGCUUUAGAAAAUGGUUUCACUAAGUCAGAUCAAGGGACAUUGGUUGCCGGUGGGUUUGUCCUGCUUGCUAUGCCAAUAUCUAUCUGGCAAAUUACACAACACAUAGUCCAUUAUACUAAACCAUCAUUACAGAAACAUAUUAUAAGAAUAUUAUGGAUGGUACCAAUUUAUGCUUUGAAUGCAUGGCUUGGACUGGAAUUUCCCGAACAGUCAAUUUAUAUGGACUCUUUAAGAGAGUGUUAUGAAGCCUAUGUGAUAUACAAUUUCAUGAAGUAUCUUUUGAAUUAUUUAAAUGAUGGAAAUGACUUGGAGGCAUCUUUGGAGUUAAAACCACAAGUGUAUCACAUUUUUCCUUUAUGUUGUCUAGCACCUUGGGAAAUGGGCAGCGAAUUCAUACACAACUGUAAGCAUGGAAUACUACAGUACACACUAGUACGACCACUAACGACAGUAAUAUCUAUGAUCUGUGAACUCAGCGGUGUAUACGGUGAAAGUGACUUUAGCCCAAACGUUGCUUUCCCCUACAUGAUAGCUAUCAACAAUUUGUCCCAAUUUGUUGCUAUGUACUGUUUAGUACUUUUCUACCGAGCUAACAGAACAGAGUUAAAACCAAUGAAACCAAUUGGAAAAUUUUUGUGCAUAAAGGCUGUUGUUUUCUUCUCAUUCUUUCAAGGUGUGAUUAUCAAUAUUUUGGUAUACUGUGGAGUUAUAUCGACAAUAUUUGAUAUUUCUGAUAAGGACAAAAUAAAGAUAAUGUCUUCCAAAUUACAGGACUUUCUUAUUUGCAUAGAGAUGUUCAUAGCUGCAAUUGCCCACCACUACUCUUUCUCCUACAAACCAUAUGUGUCUCCACUUGACCCUUCACCUUCUUGUCUCGGCUCAUUCUUAGCUAUGUGGGAUGUUUCUGAUGUUAAAAGAGAUAUAUCAGAGCACCUGGGUGUUGUCGGGAGCUCAUUUAGCAGAAGAUUACGUGGAAAAUCAAUGUAUCACAUGACGCGGGGCUGUGAUGAGAGUUCGAGACUAGUUAAUGAACAAGUCCCAUCGAGUUCAGCACCAGCCUUAACUGUGGAAGCCACAGAACCACCUUCCGUUGAAGUACGGCCGUCUGUCUACGGAUCAUUAGAUAAUACAAUGGCUACUAGUUCAAUGAACUCGGAAACUGACCCUUUACUUGACAUGUCUGACGAUAAAACCGACCCAAAAGUGUAA
Molecule: messenger RNA, 1326 nt
Organism: Leptosia nina
Lineage: Eukaryota; Metazoa; Arthropoda; Insecta; Lepidoptera; Pieridae
Source: the annotation of a GenBank genome assembly